UAUCCUUUUACUACGGUUGUAGUAGGAAAACCACACGUAGGCAGAGUGACAACGUGUGUGAAACUAUGCAUGAUUUGUAAAGUGAAACAACAUUACAAGAAAUGGUUAAUAUUCUAUGAAAUGGAUACAUGUGUGUUUCAGUGGUGACCAUUUGGUGUAGAUUUCAUCCUUAGCCGUCUGAUGCACCUGUGGAAUACCCAAACGCGAGGACCGGCCUACCCGCUGCCUUCCUUGUCGGCCGAAUUGGAGUUCCUGGGGGCAGCCCGGGUGGCUAGCGGGCAUCACCACCAGAUCAGGGCAUAUGUCAUCCAAACGGGAUAUGCUCAAGUAUCUCACCCAAAAGCUCAAGUCACAGACUCUGAACGAAGUUCAACCUUACCAAGAAAAGCUAGAUGACGACCAUGAUUCUGGAACAGAAUCUGACGAUGAAAACCAGGACUUAGACGAUGAGGAACCCAGAGAUGCUAUGUACCACCAUGACACAUCCAGCUAUGGGAGUGUGUCCCCAGUCAACCACCCGCCCAGUCCUCUGAUGCAUGUGCUGGACUCUAACGCCACGCAUGAAAUCAGCGAGCACAACCUGGAUAGCAUCAGUUGUACCUCAGACUUUGAGAGGCACAGCUUAGACUUUGAUAGACACAGCUCAGAGGAAGAGCUGGAAAUCAUUCACAGGGAAGUCGUCGCUGAGAAGAGAAAAUGGUCUCAGGUGAAUAAUCGAAAUUGUGAAAGUGCAAGUUCUUCGGAUGAGGAAGUGAAAGAACUGAUGUUAGAACCUCAACCAGUGUUGUUUAGGUGUUCACCUCCGCAAGGCGUGCAUAAACUUAAUAACAACAGUGUAAACAACAACAAUGUCAGUAACUUUAACCACAACAUCUGUAGUACUAACAUUACCGUCAUCAGCUCCAGUGGGCCGACAAAUCUUAGGAGCAAAAAUAGUGUUAAUAAUAACGAAAAUGUCAAGUCCCCACCAUCCCAAUUACACAUUAGUAAGGUGACUCCAAUCUCUGUAAUGAGUGUGUCGCCUAGGAAACGACAUCGACAGACAACUACCUCUGACUCUCCUCCAUUUACUGCGGACCUGGCACAGUCUGCCACAGUCAUACGCAGACCUUGUCUCGAUUUUGAAAAAAUGCAGGUAAGAAUAUUUAAACGAUUUAAAACUCUUGUCAAUUAGAUAUUACCUGCACGUAUGAUAGACAAUAUUGUCCCCUCUUUGUGUUUUCACUAGUUAAAUAUUUUUGCAGAAUUGUUGUUUCUGGAAAUUCUCAGGAGGCAAAAGUUUGCAGAAUUUUCAUCUUUAUUUAAUAUUUCAUAUUCAUGUACAUUACAUAUUUUUUGUUGUAUAUAUUUUCUCAUUGCAAGAAAACAUUUAACUGUGAAAAUAAAAGAGUUUUACAAUACAUC
Messenger RNA from Mizuhopecten yessoensis (Yesso scallop), 1404 nucleotides. Its product is annotated as serum factor response D-like. The record is from RefSeq and is a predicted model, not a curated record. The transcript is spliced from 3 exons. The coding region runs from base 302 to 1174 and encodes 290 amino acids. NCBI's taxonomy places the organism in Eukaryota, Metazoa, Mollusca, Bivalvia, Pectinida, Pectinidae.